GCGAUGCGAGCUGAACUCAACACCGUCGACUCAUCGUUCAUUCUAAAGUGACUGUUAAUACUACCGCUGUAUGUUAUCCGACAGCGUAGUAUCGCACGAUGGACUAGAAGAAACCAGAACGUGCGCAACCUGUACUUCCAGGAUCUAUUCUUCAACGUCCGCUUCAUGAGUCGUCUCUCCCAACACAACCGCUCAACAUGGAACCUCGAGCCCGAGCAGGUCGGCAUAAGAACAACCUGAACUUCGGCCCUGAACUCUCAGCCCUGCUCUUCGCGUACGGUGCGCCCACACACCCCGAUAUCGUCAAACCGAUCGGCCCCUCAUCACAACAAUACCUUGCAACGCUUCCCACACCUAACACCACCAACCCACCCACGCCAUUCAAUCAGCCGUUCCCCGAGACGUUGCGUGUCCUCGACGAGAUCCUGACAGACUUCAUCAUCGAGACGUGCCACAAUGCCGUUAGCGUUGCCACGUACAGUGGGCGUGCGAAGCUGAAACUCUCGGACUUUGAAUUCGUCCUGCGCCAGGACAGCAUCAAGUUGGGCCGUGUGCAGGAGAUGUUCAAGAAGAAGCGCGACAUCGACAAUAAGAAGAAGCUGUUUGAUACGAAUGAGGGACGUGAGGGGCAGAAGCUGGGCGUCGGUGAUCUGAUGAACUUAGGCGAAGUGGUUGGUGAAGAGGGGACUGGUAAGGGUAAGGGCCGAGGCCGUGGAAGGAGGAAGAAGAGGGAUAGAGAGGAUGGAGAUGCAGGGGACGGUCAAGGGAAGGACGUCAACGGAGAGGACGACCUCGAUGAGCCAGCAAGUAAGAGGGCCAGAAGCGAGGUUGGCUGAAGAUGGCCGGAGGUGGGAUUCUGACGAUCACGAAACACACGAUAUUACACUUUGCAACUCUGGGAUGGCUACUUAUCCUUACAGAUGCGCACCAGGCACACUCUUGAAGAGUGUACCUCGACGACAUUCCCAGGUCAAGAUCAUGGGAAAGCAGCAGUUUUCCGUCUGCGCUCAAUACACUCUAGAGUACAUUUGCAGACAGGAGCAGAGAGAAAGACGGCGUCGCAUCAUUGAUGUCAAUUCUUUGGCUCAAUUACAGGCGGUCUACCUGC
This is a messenger RNA of Exophiala viscosa, 1108 nucleotides long. RefSeq names its product transcription initiation factor TFIID subunit D11. The transcript has a single exon. Gene Ontology annotation, cellular component: transcription factor TFIID complex. The record is from RefSeq and is a predicted model, not a curated record. NCBI's taxonomy places the organism in Eukaryota, Fungi, Ascomycota, Eurotiomycetes, Chaetothyriales, Herpotrichiellaceae. Gene Ontology annotation, molecular function: protein heterodimerization activity. The coding region runs from base 198 to 836 and encodes 212 amino acids. Gene Ontology annotation, biological process: RNA polymerase II preinitiation complex assembly; transcription by RNA polymerase II.